Raphanus sativus (radish) is the source of this 1958-nucleotide messenger RNA. Its product is annotated as guanine nucleotide-binding protein-like NSN1. Bases 136 to 1902 code for a protein of 588 amino acids. Gene Ontology annotation, molecular function: GTP binding. The record is from RefSeq and is a predicted model, not a curated record. The transcript has 9 exons. NCBI's taxonomy places the organism in Eukaryota, Viridiplantae, Streptophyta, Magnoliopsida, Brassicales, Brassicaceae. Gene Ontology annotation, cellular component: nucleolus.
UCCAAUUCGGGUCGUAAUCCAAAUCCAUUUAAAAGCAAAACCCUAAUUUCAUCUUCCUUUCUCCAUAAACCCUAAUUUCAUCUUCUUCUCAGUUUUGUGUGUUUCUCCCUCGCGGCGGAAGACAAAACAAAAAAGAUGCCGAAACGGAGUAAAAAGAGCAAGAGCAAGAGGGUGCCCUUGAAGCAGAAGCAUAAGGUCAUAAGAAAGGUGAAGGAGCACCACAAGAAGAAGGCAAAGGAAGCCAAGAAGCUCGGCCAUAACCGUAAGCCCAGAGCAGAGAAAGACCCAGGUAUCCCCAACGACUGGCCUUUCAAGGAACAAGAGCUCAAGGCUCUUGAAGCUCGACGUGCACGCGCUCUCGAGGAGAUUGAGCAGAAGAAAGUCGACCGCAAAGAAAGGGCCAAAAAGAGGAAGCUUGGUUUGGUUGUGGAUGAGGAUAGCAAGACAGAAGAAGGGUUUAGAGAGGGGAAGAGUGGAGGAGAGGUCAAUGUUCGUGAUAACUCGGAGAGUGCUUUCCUCAAGGAGCUUAAAAAAGUCAUUGAAUUGUCUGAUGUUAUUCUGGAGGUUCUUGAUGCACGUGAUCCCCUUGGCACGCGUUGUACCAGCCUGGAGGAGAUGGUGGCGAGAGCUGGUCCCAAUAAGCACCGCGUGUUGAUUCUGAACAAGAUUGAUCUUGUUCCUAGAGAAGCUGCUGAGAAAUGGCUUAAGUACCUCAGGGAAGAAUCUCCAGCUGUUGCCUUCAAAUGUAGCACUCAAGAACAGAGAUCAAACUUGGGGUGGAAAACAUCAAAGGCAUCUUCAAAACCAAGCAGUAUUUUGCAGACGAGUGAUUGUCUUGGAGCAGACACUCUGAUCAAAUUGCUGAAAAACUACUCGAGAAGUCAUGAGUUGAAAAAAUCUAUAACGGUUGGUAUCAUCGGACUGCCUAAUGUAGGGAAGAGUAGUCUUAUCAACAGUUUGAAGCGAGCUCAUGUUGCCAACGUCGGUGCCACCCCUGGACUGACUAGGUCUCUGCAAGAGGUUCACUUGGACAAAAACGUGAAGCUGUUGGAUUGUCCUGGAGUUGCGAUACUCAAGUCUUCAGGGAAUGAUGCUUCUAUAGCUCUCCGGAACUGUAAAAAGAUCGAGAAGCUGGAAGAUCCAGUUAGUCCAGUGAAAGAGAUCCUCAAGCUUUGCUCAACACAAAUGCUUGUGACUCUGUACAAGAUCUCAAGCUUCGAGGGAGUUGAUGAUUUUCUUUACAAAGUCGCCACCGUAAGGGGCAAGCUUAAGAAGGGUGGUCUAGUGGAUAUCGAAGCUGCUGCGAGGAUUGUUUUACAUGACUGGAAUGAAGGUAAGAUUCCGUUCUAUACAAUGCCGCCAAAGAGGGAGCAAGGUGAACACGCAGAGUCAAAGAUUGUGAACGAGUUGGCUAAGGAGUUCAACAUCGAUGAGGUUUACAGUGGUGAAUCCUCUUUCAUCGGGAGUUUGAAGACUGUUAACGAGUUCAACCCUGUUGAGAUUCCUUCGAAUACUCCUCUCACUUUCGAUGAAACUAUGGUCGAGGAUGAGUCUAAGACUCAGACCGAAGAAGAGGAGGCUGGCAUUGACAGUGAUGAUGAUGAGUCUAUGGGAGGGGAAGAGGAGGAAGAAACAGGAAAGUCGAAAUCAGAGACUAUCAGGCAGAACAGGAAGCUAUACGCAGCCGAUAGCAUGCUGAAUACAAAAAUGCAGAAAGCAGAGAAGGAUAAGAGGAAGAAGGCUAAGAAAGCAUCAGGUGGUGAGGAUUCAACGGACGGGGAUUAUGAUUUCAAAGUAGAUUACGCGAAGCACAAAGGUGCAGACAUGGAGGAAGGAGACGGAAUCCAAAUUGAGGCUAAAGUACCAAUGGCUGAACUAGUUGAUGUGUCUGAAAAUAAAUGAACUCCUUAAAACAAGUCUUUUUUUAUAACAUUUAUGAUAAUUUAUUUUGGUAUCAA